Messenger RNA from Fraxinus pennsylvanica, 1965 nucleotides. The record is from the annotation of a GenBank genome assembly. NCBI's taxonomy places the organism in Eukaryota, Viridiplantae, Streptophyta, Magnoliopsida, Lamiales, Oleaceae.
AUGAUUAGACUUCAUACAGUUCAACGAUCAGAAACUCUUAACGAAGAGCCCUCCAUAGAUUUGCAUUCCAUCAUGUCCUCUUCUUAUCCAAUAACCCUCAAGUUCAUUGACGUGAGCUAUAGGAUAAAGCUCGAGAGAAACAACUCAAGAGGCAACAACAUAAGAAGGAUAAUAUCAGGAAGCCCCACAUCAUCGUCCGACGUGGAGAAUCCAACUGCCACCAUUGAUCAAGAACGCAUGAUAUUAGAUGGGAUCACCGGCAUGGUGGCGCCGGGACAAAUCCUAGCCGUACUUGGCCCCUCCGGCAGUGGAAAAUCUACUCUACUAAAUGCACUCGCCGGCCGCCUCCACCACGGUCAUGGCCUCUCCGGAAAAAUCCUUGCUAAUGACCGGAAAUUAGCCAAACCGGUUCUUAAAAAAACCGGUUUUGUUCCACAAGAUGACGUUCUCUUCCCCCACUUGACAGUUCGAGAAACUCUCAUCUUUUGUUCACUUUUAAGGUUGCCGAAUUCUAUGUCCAAAAAUGACAAAAUCUCCAUUGCAGAAUCUGUUAUACGAGAAUUGGGUUUGGUUAAAUGUGAAACUACAAUUGUCGGCAACAGUUUGAUACGAGGAAUCUCUGGUGGAGAAAGAAAGAGAGUUAGCAUAGCACAUGAAAUGCUGGUGAAUCCAAGUUUGCUGAUUCUCGACGAACCCACGUCGGGAUUGGACUCGACGGCGGCGUUCCGGCUGGUUGAGACGCUGGCAGCGAUGGCAGCGGAGAAGGGCAAGACAGUGGUGACGUCUGUGCAUCAGCCGUCUAGCCGAGUUUAUCAGAUGUUUGAUCUGGUGCUGGUUUUGUCUGAAGGGAGAUGUAUGUACUUUGGUAAAGGGAAUGAAGCAAUGAACUAUUUUGGGUCUGUUGGGUUUUCGCCGUCUUUUGCCAUGAAUCCUGCUGAUUUUCUGCUUGAUCUCGCUAAUGGGGUGUGCCAACUUGAUGGUACAAGUGAGAAAGAGCAGCCUAGUGUGAGGCAAACCCUUGUAUCAUCUUACUAUAAUUUACUGGCUCCAAAGGUUAAAGCCUAUUGCACUGAUGCCACGAGUACAGAUGCGAAGGAUACAGUGAUCUUCGAAGAAUCUAGACACAAUUGCAUUGAUAGUUUUUCGACAUGGUUCAAUGAGUUCAACGUUCUCCUACAAAGAAAUCUCAAGGAAAGGAAAUAUGAGACCUUCAAUUCGUUGAGAGUGUUUCAAGUCAUUACAGCCUCAAUUUUAGCCGGUUUUAUGUGGUGGCACUCUUCUUACACUGAUAUUCAGGAUCGUCUCGGUCUCCUUUUCUUCAUUUCCAUCUUCUGGGGUGUUUUAUCGUCUUUCAAUGCUGCAUUUGCCUUUCCUCAAGAACGAGCAAUUUUAGCAAAGGAACGAGCUUCGGGUAUGUAUAAGCUCUCGUCAUAUUUCAUGGCCCGAAUCACCGGGGACCUGCCUAUGGAACUAAUCCUGCCUAUAUUAUUCCUCACCAUAGUUUAUUGGAUGACCGGACUAAAACCUGAACUCAAUGCUUUUCUAAUGACACUAAUAGUCGUGCUCAGUUAUGUUCUCGUGUCUCAAGGGCUUGGCCUUGCAUUUGGUGCACUUAUCAUGGAUGCCAAACAAGCUUCGACGUUGGUAACUGUCACAAUGCUAGCAUUCGUGCUAACAGGAGGAUACUAUGUUCAUAAAGUACCAUCUUUCAUGUCAUGGAUGAAGUACAUUUCUACCACAUUUUAUACAUAUAGACUUCUCAUCAAUGUUCAAUAUGGAGAUGGAAAGGUGAUUUCCUCAUUGCUCGAUUGCUCAUCUAGGGAUCAAGAAAGAGCAGGCUGCAAAUUUAUCGAGGAAGAUAUUAGAGGAAAUAUCCAUCCUACUAUGAGCAUCGGCAUUUUAUUGAUCAUGUUUGUAGGAUAUCGAUUAUUUGCUUACAUUAUGCUAAGGCGCAUCGGUGCAUGA